AUGAGAUGGUCCUUCCGCCUGGACUGCGCAGUGGGUGGCCAUGAAGACAUCAUUGCACUGACUUUUCCUUUUUUCUUUGCAGAUAUCUCUGUGAGCCUGCUAACCCUUGUGGUUACCGCCUGUGGUCUUGCCCUCUUUGGUGUCUCUCUCUUCGUGUCUUGGAAAUUGUGCUGGGUUCCAUGGCGAGAUCGAGGCCUGUUCUCUGGUAGCAAAGACAACAACCAAGAGCCUCUUAACUACACAGACACAGAGACCAAUGAGCAGGAGAACAGUGAGGACUUCCUAGACCCACCCACACCCUGUCCUGACUCUUCCAUGAAGAUCAGCCACACUUCCCCCGACCUUCCCCUUUCCACCCAGCCAGGUGGCCAAGAGAACUGUGCCCAUGCCAUCCGUGUGCAGCGACAAGUCACAGAGCCAACGCCGUCAGCUCGGCAUAACUCAAUCCGAAGACAACUGAAUCUGUCAAACCCGGACUUUAAUAUCCAGCAGCUUCAGAGGCAGGAGCAGUUGACUGGGAUUGGUAGAAUUAAACCAGAAUUAUAUAAGCAGAGGUCCCUGGACAAUGACGAUGGGAGGAGGAGUAACAGCAAGGCCUGCGGGAAGCUGAACUUCAUUUUAAAAUAUGACUGUGACUUGGAACAGCUCAUCGUGAAGAUCCACAAAGCCGUCAACUUGCCUGCCAAGGACUUCUCUGGGACCUCAGAUCCUUAUGUCAAGAUCUACUUGCUUCCUGACCGGAAAACAAAACACCAGACUAAAGUUCACAGGAAGACCCUAAACCCUGUAUUUGAUGAGGUGUUUUUAUUUCCUGUUCCCUACAAUGACCUUGAAGCUCGGAAGCUUCACUUCUCUGUGUAUGACUUUGACAGGUUCUCUCGCCAUGAUUUGAUUGGUCAAGUGGUGGUGGACCACUUCUUCGACUUGGCUGAUUUUCCCAGGGAGUGCAUCCUUUGGAAGGAUAUCGAGUAUGUCACCAACGUGAGUCUAGCAUUGCUUCAUUUGGUGUGGAGGGGUUGCUUCUUGGUUUUCGCAGCAAGACUGCUUACACAUUAUGUUAUUUGGGAGCAAACUAUGAAAGUGACAAUGAUACCGUUGUUUUAAAAGCUCUUUGUAUCAAUGGAGGGAUAGGUUUUUAACAGUAUUGAUUUUGAUAUAGACAAAAAUCAUUUGCUAAAACUGUUAAGGAAUCAGUUUUCCUCUUUCUUACCUCUUCUCUAUCAGUCCUCACAUUUUCUUAAGAGCUAUCUCAGUUUGUACUAACUGGGUCUCCACCUCCUGUUCACUGUAUUCUACAGCUGAAAGUCCAUUGCGUGAUUGACAGCACCAGGUCCAUGUCUGGAUUCUCCUAUUGGCUUAACAGUGCUUUCAGGACCAAAUCCUCGAUUUUAACCCUGAACUAGGAAGUGGUUAAGAAGAGUUAGCAUUGUAAUUUCAAACAUAAUACUCAUUAAUUAAAAUUAUAAGGAAGUCAGUCUGAAAAGAAGGGAGAACUGAUCCACAAAAGGUCAAUUCUCAUGUCAGACUUAGGAGAGGUCAAGAGUCUAUGUAGCCAUGUUUACAUUUCAAACAUGGGAUCCCAUGGGAUGCUUUUCUUCCAUUUACAUCCUUGUCACUCCCUGCUGAACCGCCCUAAAGCUCCAGACUCAGCAAAACUAGACUUUGUUGGGAAAGUGAUGCUUUCAAGUUGCCUGAUGAGAUUCCCUGAGGCUACUCUUAGUGCCUUUUCUUGAGGCCAGUGUUGCCCUCUUCACCUUGGCAUCCAGAGGGACCAAGUCACUUUCUGGCUCAGGUACAGAUCUAAUUUGGGAUUGAGCCUUGAGUGAGUCAAAGACUCACUCUGCUAAAGAAGAAGACCCUCAAAUCUGUACCCGAGGACCAAAUACCCACAAAGUACUCUUCAGCUCUUAAACAUAUUUAUGAUCUGGGAACUUCCUCAUACCUUAGUAGUUCUCUCCACGUGCCCUGAAGUACCUGUGCCAGCACUGUCAUGCUAUCUGGGUAAGGAAAGUGUGGCCAAGGUCAUGGUGGGCUCCAUCUUCAUGUUUGGAAGGAAGAGAAGGUGGAGAGAACAGCUGUUGAUAAAGCUAGAGUGAUUUGGGAU
This is a messenger RNA of Peromyscus leucopus (white-footed mouse), 2104 nucleotides long. Its product is annotated as synaptotagmin-9-like. The transcript is spliced from 2 exons. Gene Ontology annotation, molecular function: clathrin binding; calcium-dependent phospholipid binding; SNARE binding. The record is from RefSeq and is a predicted model, not a curated record. Gene Ontology annotation, biological process: cellular response to calcium ion; calcium-ion regulated exocytosis; regulation of calcium ion-dependent exocytosis. Gene Ontology annotation, cellular component: membrane; dense core granule. The coding region runs from base 1 to 1104 and encodes 367 amino acids. Lineage: Eukaryota; Metazoa; Chordata; Mammalia; Rodentia; Cricetidae.